Messenger RNA from Arctia plantaginis, 576 nucleotides. Lineage: Eukaryota; Metazoa; Arthropoda; Insecta; Lepidoptera; Erebidae. The record is from the annotation of a GenBank genome assembly.
AUGGAGGAGGAGUCGAUGUCAGGACACAGCUGUUCGGAAGACGAUAUCAGUGUGGGGCGCCCGUCGCCGGCUCCGUCGCGAUCUCCUUCGCCACAUGAUUACUUCAGGCCACUGAAACGGUUGAAGAUGGCUUCAGAGCCUGGGGAGGAGCGUAGAGGCGAAGGGGUUAAGAGUUUUUCAAUUUUGGACAUUCUGAGUCACAGCCCUCGUACUCCGCCGCGUAUUGUGCGUCCAUGGGAUGCGUCAGGGUUGGAACGGUUGCAGCGGCUUCAGAGACUUGCCGGUGCGGCGUUAUUAGACGGCGAACGAUGGCGUUUGGCAGCCCUAGGGUUACUUCGGCCUCGGGACCUAGGAUCGGCGGAAUGCUGCGACUCAGCGAGCGAGCGGUCAUCGUCGGCCUCCGACUGCUGUUCGGAGCCGCGGCGCGCGCCGCAGCAAGGUUCGGCGGCUCCUCACACGCCGCUCGAUGCUCUCUUCCACAUGACUAGCAAGACCUUCGAAGCCAAUAAUGCUGACAAUGGAGGUACGUCACACUCUUAUUCACCUGGAGCCAUAGCCUUAAAUUUUUUAUUUUAA